This is a messenger RNA of Capra hircus (goat), 4041 nucleotides long. It is a transcript of the gene PACRGL, whose product is annotated as PARK2 coregulated like. Bases 2520 to 3335 code for a protein of 271 amino acids. The record is from RefSeq and is a predicted model, not a curated record. Lineage: Eukaryota; Metazoa; Chordata; Mammalia; Artiodactyla; Bovidae. The transcript has 10 exons.
AAGAUCCGGGAACUCUGCGAAACCUGCUUUUCCCGGUCCCCAGCGGCCGGCGACGGGACCGGCGGCUAGUGGCCCAGCGGGUGCUGGUUGGUUGGUGUGCAGAUCGUGGUGGGAAAGAGGAGCGGUAGGAAUGGGUCCCUAGAGCGGUGAGCUGCACACGUGCGGGGAUCCGCUGUGCCACUCUCAUUCUCUCGGCGAAGGCGGCUUCCUGUCUGAUCAGUUGCUAUGGCCACGGGACCACGCUGCUAAGGAGGUUGGAGAUGCUGAGCGCCAUGAGCGCGCCCUUCCUGGUCUGCCUUUGGUUUAGAGUUGCCUUAUUUGAAACUGGCGCCGUUACCCACUCUUAUCUGACUUUCUUUAAAAAAGAAAAAAAAAAAAAGCGAAACACAACUCUUUUUUUCUCCAUGUUUUCCUCUCCAUGUCCUCAUUUUCUAACUUUGACAACAUCCCGGCCCUGGACUGGUCUUAGGUAUUGGGAAAUGUGUGAUGUUGCAGGCGAAGAGGCUAGGGAAAUGGAAAGGAAAUAUGAAGACCCUUAAUACUGGCUCUUUGGGUUUUCUUUAUGGUGAAAAGGGUUGGGAUAGGUGAAUACUGGGCUGUGUCGCUAUUCUUUGAAAUUUGAAGGAGCUUUAGAGAUGGAGUUCACCUUCUUUUGUGGGGCUCCUGUUAACACUUUGGGGACCUUCCAAACACCAGAUGAGAGAGUAGGAAGAAAAGUGACUUCUGUCUCUGGAAUUUAGCAGUUAGUUUAGUGCAGUGGUCUCAGAGGCAAGUGUGGGAAGAAUAGGUACGUGGAAAAAGAAAUAAGAUAUAUUGAGCUGUCCAAAACAAUCAAAGAAAAGUACUCUUUCCUAGCACAGACCCAGAUGCCUGUAACCCCUUGUAGAUGACCCGCAGCAUCUAAGGAAACCUAAGGUGAAAAAUGAGGGGUCCACCGUGGGGCCUUGCUUAAUUUGUUUGCUCUCUUGAUAUUGUGACAUAGUUUAGGUGUUGGGGUUAAGUGGAUUAAUAGAUUCUAGUGUUUAUUUAGAAUCUUUAUAUUGGUUUGUAAAAGAUUGAAUGGUAUCCUUUGUAAUAUUUAUAACACAAAAGAGUUACUUUUUCACUUCUUCCCACCAUUAACCGCCCUCACAUGUUAUUUAAUGAAAAAGCUAGUGUAAGAUGAAUUAACCUUUUUUCCCUUUUACAAACAAUUCAUGCUCUGGGUUUGUUGGUGAUGGUGUGCUCCCAGGUGGAUAUUAUUUUUUAAAAAUUGAGUGCACUUCAUUUGUCUGUAAGGUAAAGGGUGAUACUUUUAACAGUAACUGAAAAACUAUUUUGGAAAGAAGUUCUAACAUAGGUGUUUUGGAAGUGGACAGGGAAAUGUUUGCAUCAUUGUGUGUGUGUAUGUUUUGGUAUUGUUGCUGAAAAUUGCAUAAUUGUAUCACACAUAAAAACUGUCCUGUAUACUUAAAACCUUUGGAAGCUCAAUAUUCUAACAUGUUUUUCAAAUGAAGAGUUUCAGUAGUCUUUUGAACUUAUUCAAAAUCUAAUGUAGCACUUUCCAGUUAGUACCUUAUAGAAACAGCUGUUUGACAUAAAGGAACAUAGAAAUUGUGUCAUUCCAACUUGUUGAAUAAUCACUGAAUGGCAGUAUUAGGUUGCACUUUAAAUAGGUCAUAAUUAAAGUCUGUGUUAGCUUAGGAUAGGAUCUAACAAAUUUAAUGAGCUAAUAAUUACUAUAUUUUUAGAAAAUGCCUUGGGGAUGAAUGUGAAGUGUGAUAUUGGGAAGUAACUCAUCUGCUGGUAGCAGGCUGAGAAAAUUAGGUCAGCAUAUCAAAUUAAGGAAAUCGAAAUUUAAAAUUACUCUGUUACAGAAAUAAUCUUACAUUUAGUUUAUCUUGGCAGGGUACUUUGAUCUGGUCACAUUGUAUUUAAAAUAUUUGGAGGCUGGAUGUUAUUACAUGGAACUUUGCCCUCCUUGUAAAGAUUUCUAAUUUGUCAAGUCAAUUAAAAUAAUCUCAUGUUAUUACUCGUUUAAGAAGUCAUCAAUGUUUAUAUUGAAGAAGAGAGAACUAAAGAGUUGUGAUUUGUGUCCCCAGAUAUUUGAAAAGCUGUCAUUUACAAGUAGAAGACUACAUCUAUGUGGCCUUAAGAGAAGAUCUUAUAGAGAAAUGACUAUAUUAAAGACUUGAAGUGGGAAGUACUCUAAUGGAAGAAUAUUUGGAGCGUCAUGUAAAUGGGGGAAUGGAGUAAUCAAGGAGAAAUAAGGAAGCGAGGCAGAAAUCCAAGUGCUGUGGAAACGUGCAUUUGAGAAACUGAUUAUCAGGAAAGCCUGCGUGGAACUUGGGUUUGGAGCUAGACCUAGAAAUACCAGCGGGCAGUUGAGUGUAUAAGUCUGGGUGUGGUGGAAGAUUCUUUGAAAUAAUUUGAUUUGGCAGGAAAACAAGGGCUACAAAUUAGAGACCGCCUGUUAGCAAAGAGGGAAUUAUGGGAGAGGGAGAAGUGAACCAUCAUUCACUGGGAAUAAAGGAGAAGCCAUGCAGAAAUCAGAGUGCCAUAGGGGCGUACAGAUGAGAAACAGACUUACAGAUAACUGUGAUCAAAGGACAUCAUCAAGUGCACAAGUAAAACAUGGGACUAGAGUUCAACAAAGCAAAUCUUCAUCAUCAACCAGUUCUCCAGAAUCUGCAAGAAAACUUCAUCCUCGACCAAGUGAUAAACUUAACCCUAAAACAAUUAACCCGUUUGGUGAACAGCCAAGAGCCCCUUCUGCCUUUGCAGCUAUUUACUCUAAGGGAGGUAUUCCUUGCAGGUUGGUCCAUGGUUCAGUAAAACACAGGUUACAGUGGGAAUGUCCUCCUGAAAAGCUUCCAUUCGAUCCUCUUCUUAUUACUUUAGCUGAGGGUCUGAGAGAGACUAAACAUCCAUACACCUUUGUGUCAAAGGAGGGUUUUAGAGAAUUACUUUUGGUCACAGGUGCUCUUGAGAAAGCUGUGCCUUUGCUUCCUAGACUGAUUCCUGUGCUGAAGGCAGCUCUGAAUUCGGCCACUGCUUUUCAGGGCCAGAUGAUUCCUUACUGGAAGAUACCUUUAGAAGAUGUACUGAAGGUCCACGUGGAUGAUGAAGUGUUUGAAAGAGGAUUGAAUGCUCUGGUGCAGUUAAGUGUCGUCGUUGGUCCUUCUCUCAACGACCAUCUGAAACACCUGCUUACCAGUCUUUCUAAGAGAUUAAGGGACAAGAAAUUCAAAGAACCAAUCACCACUGCAUUACAGAAGCUGGAGCAGCAUGGCGGAAGUGGAAGCCUUAUCAUCAUCAAAUCUAAAAUUCCGACAUAUUGCUCCAUAUGCUGUUGAAGAAAGGAGCCUGAAUGACAGGUGUUAAACGCUGACCAUGGGUAUCUGCAGAACCUGUUCAGAGUGACUUCAGUUUAUUCUUUUGUAAAUCACAGCCAUCCUUCAUUAUUACUGGCCUUGGAUGGGUGUAUACACAAGUCCGCCGAAUCAUAGUACAAGCUUUUCAUCAAAAAGAAAGAAUGGUUAAUAAUGGAAAACUAUUAAAAAUGUUCCAUAAUAGUACAAUCUUGUGGGGUUAAUUUUUUUCUUUAUUUUUGUGAUUUGUGUGAACAGCAGUUAUUGGGUUCACAGUGGAUAGGUUUGUAUGUAUUUUCUGGUGCCUUUUGUAUAUAGCAUUUAUACAGUCAGUUUGUACCUGUGUACUUACUUUUGGACAUUCUGCCAUUUCCUGGGUUUUAUAUUUAUCAAGUCUAUGGGAGUUUAAAAUAGUGGACAAAUAUUUGUGAAUUCACUGUUAAUUAUAUUGUUUGUAAGUAUGUAUUUUAUAAUAUAGAGUGUUUGGAAAAAAUUUCUUUCCAGAGUAUUCUACUUUAAGAAAAAGAUUUUUAAUGUGUAAAUUCUCUUUUAAGUAUGGUUGUUUAUUACAACUCAUUAAAACUACCUAAAUUUAGGUGUUAAUUGUAUUUAAGUAAAUAUAUGUUUAUUUCAUAGUCUGGAAAUACUGGUUUUCAGUACAUGAAGAUAUUCAGAAAUUAAAAUCUUAAAA